This is a messenger RNA of Anisakis simplex (herring worm), 894 nucleotides long. The record is from the annotation of a GenBank genome assembly. Lineage: Eukaryota; Metazoa; Nematoda; Chromadorea; Rhabditida; Anisakidae.
AUGGAACGACUCUCGGUGGAUUACGGUAAAAAGGCUAAGCUGGAAUUCAGCGUUUAUCCUGCACCGCAAGUGUCAACUGCGGUCGUGGAGCCAUACAACUCAAUUUUGACGACGCACACCACUCUCGAGCAUUCCGAUUGUGCGUUCAUGGUUGAUAAUGAGGCUAUUUAUGAUAUUUGCCGCAGGAACCUUGAUAUUGAAAGACCAUCAUACACUAAUUUGAAUCGUCUGAUCGGGCAGAUUGUCUCGUCGAUCACUGCAUCGCUACGUUUCGAUGGUGCACUGAAUGUUGACCUCACUGAGUUUCAGACUAAUUUGGUACCCUACCCGCGUAUCCACUUCCCUCUGGCCACUUUCGCACCUGUGAUCUCAGCUGAAAAGGCUUAUCAUGAACAGCUGUCGGUCGCUGAAAUCACUAAUAUGUGCUUCGAACCAAACAAUCAAAUGGUUAAGUGUGAUCCCCGUCACGGCAAGUAUAUGGCUGUGUGUCUGUUGUUCCGAGGUGACGUUGUUCCGAAGGAUGUGAAUGCAGCCAUAGCAACAAUCAAAACCAAGCGCAGCAUACAAUUCGUCGAUUGGUGUCCCACUGGAUUCAAAGUCGGCAUCAACUAUCAACCACCUACUGUGGUUCCUGGUGGAGAUCUGGCUAAGGUUCCUCGCGCAGUGUGCAUGCUCUCGAACACGACAGCGAUUGCAGAAGCAUGGGCACGAUUGGAUCAUAAAUUCGAUUUGAUGUAUGCGAAGAGAGCGUUUGUGCAUUGGUAUGUGGGCGAGGGCAUGGAAGAGGGCGAGUUCUCUGAGGCCAGGGAGGAUUUGGCUGCUCUUGAAAAGGAUUAUGAAGAGGUUGGUGUAGACUCCUUGGAGGAUGCAGGCGAAGAGGGCGAAGAAUAUUAA